AUGAUAUCCUUUGGACCCUUAUUAGCAAAUAUUAAUGUUAAGUCUAUGUCAGGUUUUUCUAAUAGCAAAUAUUGUAAAACCGAGAAAACUGGUGUAAUGCCAAUUCCACCGGCAAUUAAAUCAAUAUUUUUAGGUAAUUUCUCGAUAGCAACGUUAUGGAUUGGAAGAGAACCUCUGAAUGUUACUUUUUGA
This is a messenger RNA of Debaryomyces tyrocola, 192 nucleotides long. NCBI's taxonomy places the organism in Eukaryota, Fungi, Ascomycota, Pichiomycetes, Serinales, Debaryomycetaceae. The record is from the annotation of a GenBank genome assembly.